Aspergillus melleus is the source of this 1212-nucleotide messenger RNA. Its product is annotated as Zn(II)2Cys6 transcription factor domain-containing protein. Gene Ontology annotation, molecular function: DNA-binding transcription factor activity, RNA polymerase II-specific; zinc ion binding. The transcript has a single exon. Lineage: Eukaryota; Fungi; Ascomycota; Eurotiomycetes; Eurotiales; Aspergillaceae. Bases 1 to 1212 code for a protein of 403 amino acids. The record is from RefSeq and is a predicted model, not a curated record. Gene Ontology annotation, biological process: regulation of DNA-templated transcription.
AUGCUUCCUCUCGAACCCAGAGCUUGCAGUUCCUGCGGAAAGGCGAAGCGAAAAUGUAGCAAGCAGCUUCCGACAUGCAGUCGUUGUCAAAUCAAAGGCCUCGAGUGCGUCUAUCCGACUCCGCGACCGUCUUGCUUCGUGCUGUACGGGGACGAUCUCAGUGACCCGCCGACCCUGCGGGAUGCCGCACCGGCGGACGCGGACAUACGACUCCCCACGCCGACACUGUCUGCCCUAGACGGGCUCCCGUCGACCCCGUCAGGUCUCAAUCUUGUGUCGUGCUCCAGUCCGUCAGUUUGUCCGACGCUGUCCGACCUGCAAGAAGCGUGGUUUCUCACGCGAGACUCCUGGACCGUCCAGCCCCUCCACAUAGUCCACUUAUCUCCGACCACCGUGUCCGCUGGCUGGCGGUACAUCAACCGCAUCCGCGCAUGGCUGGCGGACUGGACCACCGGCGCCCGCAACCCGCUGAUCCACUGUCGGCUAUACCAGACCCGGUUGCCGAAUAGCAUCCAAGACGCCUUCACGGCAUUGUCAAGCUACCAGUCACGCACGCCCAGCACGGAGGAAUUCAUCUAUCGCAUUCUCGAGUCGCGCGCCGCAUCGCUUGUCGAUGGCCAGAGCCAGUCCGAUACGGACCUAUCCUGCUUCGAGCACGUCAGCCGAGUCCAGGCCCUGAUCAUCUACUCUACCAUCCGUCUUUUCGACAGCGAUAUCCGCCAACGCUACCUCGCCGAACAACAACUACCCACCCUCUAUUCCUGGUCAAACGUCAUGCUCUCGCGCGCCGCGGAGAACAGCCAUCUCCUACUCCAAAGCUCUCUAGAGGAUGUCGCUCCAGGGUUGACACAGCCUGUCUCGCCCAUGCAGCAGGAAGAAGUCCUCUGGCGGGCGUGGAUCCGGUCCGAGAGUAUCCGACGCACGUGGCUAGUCGCGCAGAUGGUGCAUGCCGUCUACCUCGCUAUGCAGGGACGGUCUGUCGCAUGUCCUGGAGGUAUCAUGUUUACGACCAGGAAGGGUGCGUGGGAUGCGGAGUCGGCACAUUCGUGGAUGAAGUUGUGUGCGGAGCGGAAUGUGGGGUUUAUGCAGCGGAGUUGCAUGUACAAAGUCAUGGAGGAGUAUCGACCAGACGAGGUGGAUGAGUUUGGGAAGUCGAUUAUGGAGAUGGACUUUGGGGUGGAGAGGAUGAAGAGUUGGGGGGAGGUACAUUAA